AUGUCGAGAGGUAUAGCAAAGGGCUUUCUUAGGAAGUUUGGAAGAGUGCACGAGCUGCGACAAUCUAACCCCGAAGUCGCAGAAGUACUCCAGAUAACUGAAGAGGGUACCAACCGGAAGAUCUUCUAUCUGGUUACCAAGAAAGCUUCGUAUCAAGAACCGAAUUACGAGGAUGUCUGGAACGCUUUGUGUUCUCUUAGACGAGUGUUGCUUGCCGAGGACCUGAGAAAACUGGCAAUACCUAAGCUGGCAUGUGGACUGGACAACCUUUACUGGAAAAUCAUCCGAAGCAUGCUUGAGGUAGUCUUCCGUUAUACAGGCAUUCGGUUUCUGGUAUGUUGUCACAGGUCCUAG
Molecule: messenger RNA, 354 nt
Organism: Acanthoscelides obtectus
Lineage: Eukaryota; Metazoa; Arthropoda; Insecta; Coleoptera; Chrysomelidae
Source: the annotation of a GenBank genome assembly